Messenger RNA from Raphanus sativus (radish), 1687 nucleotides. Its product is annotated as probable FBD-associated F-box protein At1g32375. The record is from RefSeq and is a predicted model, not a curated record. Gene Ontology annotation, molecular function: protein binding. NCBI's taxonomy places the organism in Eukaryota, Viridiplantae, Streptophyta, Magnoliopsida, Brassicales, Brassicaceae. The transcript is spliced from 4 exons. The coding region runs from base 121 to 1626 and encodes 501 amino acids.
ACGUAUUAACUAUGGUUUCCAUAGCUAGUUGAUGCAGGAUCAAUCAGAUCAUCUUGAUCAUUAGGUGUAUUUUGACAUCUUUUAUAAUUCUUGCGGGAAUGCCUCUAGGGCUUUAGAGGAAUGUGGAAUCUGAAGAGAAUGGCCAAUCAAUUAGAAGUUAGAACCUACGAACUGGUGUCAGUUUUUCCUCUCCGCUUAACGAGGGGUCUCAGGAUUUUCAAAACAAGUAGCUACCUUGUCAGUUAUAAAAUGGAUCUGAUAAGUGAGUUGCCUGAAGCGCUGCUCUUGAGAAUAUUGUCGCUGCUGCCUGCGCAAGAUGUUGCGUCCACGAUGCUAUUAUCUAAACGAUGGCGUUUUCUUUUUACGUCUGUGCCAAGACUUGAAUAUGAUGACAACUACCAUAGUAUUGAAUACGGAAGAUUUUCCCGCUUCGUAGACAGGUUUUUGUUUCUGCACGAGGCUCCUGCGAUUGUGAUAGAAACUUUGCAUUUCAAACUUGGUAAAAACUGUGGUGCUGAAGAUAUCCGAGUGUGUAUUAGAGCUGCAGAUAAAUGCUGUGUGCGUGAGCUGAUCUUCGAAAUCGACGGUGGUUUGGCGUCUAGUGAAUCUCCACCCAUAGUACUUCCAAGUAGCUUGUACGCGGGGUGUAGAAUGCUUGUGACUUUGAAACUAAGUAAAGUGAUCCUUGAAGAUGUCUCUUCCUCGAUUUCUUUCCCAUCUCUUAAAACUCUGAGCCUUUUAUCUGUGGAGUACCCUGGUGAUGAAUUCGUCAGUAGACUUUUAUCCAGUUGUCAUGUUCUUGAAGUCUUGCAUGUGGAGCAAUGUCCAUCCGACAACGUGACUGUUUUCACCGUAAGAGUGCCUUCUCUAAAGAGUUUGGUCUUGCAUGCAUUAGAUGAUGAUGAUGAUGAUGAUGAUGAUGAUGAUGGGUUUGUGAUAGAUACUCCAUCAUUGGAGUGGUUGGACAUUGUCGAUCACAGGGAAGGGUUUUGCAUCAUUGAGAAUGGUAUGCCUAAGAUUAUGACGGCACGUUUGGACGUCAUUUAUUCGCAUUCUGGGGAGACUAUGCGUUCUAUUACUUCAGUCAAGCGUCUCGAUUUAUGUUUAUUAACUUCAGAGAAUGAGUAUCCUUCUGGUAGCGUCUUCUCCUGUCUUGUACAUUUAAAGAUAUGCACAUGUGACACAGAGUGGAUGAGUCUACUUAUGUGUAUGCUCAGACAUUCCCCUAAUCUAAAAUCUCUCAGACUCGAAGAGUGCCAUCUCGUCGAGACUUCUGACCCGCGUCCCUGUUGGAGUGAACCGAACUCAGUUCCUGAAUGUCUGUUAUCGAGUCUUGAAGCUUUUGAAUGGGUACAUUAUGAAGGAACAGAAGAAGAAAAAAAACUAGUGGCAUUCAUCUUAAGAAGCGCGAGAUGUUUAAAAAAAGUAACCAUCUGCUCUAGCUCAACAAAGAUUUGUUGUUGUUGUUGUUGGUUCUUGGCAAAAAAAAAAAGAUUUGUUGUUGGCUUUUUUUGUUUUUUUUUUGCCUUUUUGCCUUUGUUUUUUUUAAAACAUUCAUUCACUCCAUCUUUUGUUUUUCCCAUAAAGGGAACCUUUUACAAGAUGUGUUGGGUAGAGAAAUUGUAAACACAAGAUACAUAUAAUUUAAGAAACUAGCUUGACGCAAUAGAGUGGGUGAUGCUCUCUG